AAAAAAAAUUUGAGUCUCAUCUGCCAAAUUUUAAUCCCUAAAUCUAAGUUACCCGAAAAAUUUCUCUCAGCCUCCAUCUCUCACUCUCGUCUUUGAGCUUCAUCUUUGAGCUUCCAACCCAUUCCCCUUCAUCACCGUUCAUCACCGCCUCACUCUCCAUCUCAUCUCUGAGCUUGAAUCCAAAUACCUUCAUCACCGUUCACGAACCCAAACGCCUCAUACCCAGAAUACCCAGAUGGCUUCUCCUUCUCCGUAACGGCUACUUUUUUUCUUCUCAUACGGUCAGAGCAGGAGGAGACCUCAAGAUUGACCUGACUCUCUCUGGUUUUGUGGUGAAGAAGGACUUGUUCAUCGCUUUGUUGCUUCAGUGAAUGGACUGCGAUAACGACAAAAGUGCGCAAUGGGGUUGGCAAAAGGAUAGUUAUUUCCAAAAGGAUCCAAAUUACGUCAUGUCUGAAGGUCUUUGGAAUGGAGUGGCUCAUAAUGAAGAAGAUAUUUCUUAUAUGUUUGAUGAGGAAACAACCCCAGUUAAGGCCUGCAUGGAUUUGGAAUACCAUGUUGACCAUAAAGAUACUAUGAACAAGGAAGUUGAAGAAUGUAGGGAGUCCUUUUCACAAUUGAAGAGGCGCCGAAUGCUACAGUUUACCAAUGAUGACUUUGAUAACUCCCUUCUCUGUGAUGAGAUUUCUUCCGUCUUCCUUAAAUCAAAUGAGGUUGAUUCACUUGAGGAGGCUUUACCUUCUGCAUCUGAUUGGAUCUCUGGAUUUACAGAAGAUACAUCUGCGUCUGCCUCUGGAUAUGAGACCCUGGAUCAUUCAGACGAAUGGAUUACUGAUUGCCUUAAUGAUAAUGAGAUGCAUUUCAGCUCUGAUACUAUGAAUACUUCUGGCACAUCUGAUUUUCAAAUUGAUAUUGCAGAGUUUUGCGAGAUUGCACCCGAGUAUGAAAAUAAUUUGCCACAACAACGUGUUUCUACUCCACAGAAGAUAGUUUUCAAAGAUGGUGUAGAUUUUCUUUCUCAUGGUCAUGAUUUAGUCUUUUGGGGAAUUUUAGUUGGCACUUCAGAUUUGAUUAGCUUACAAUAUUCUUGUACAGUUAAAGAGUACACAAAAUUUGCUGCAUGA
Molecule: messenger RNA, 1124 nt
Organism: Humulus lupulus (European hop)
Lineage: Eukaryota; Viridiplantae; Streptophyta; Magnoliopsida; Rosales; Cannabaceae
Product: protein XRI1-like
Exons: 9
Coding region: 372-1124 (250 amino acids)
Biological process (GO): male meiotic nuclear division; female meiotic nuclear division
Source: RefSeq, a predicted model, not a curated record